Coturnix japonica (Japanese quail) is the source of this 1249-nucleotide messenger RNA. It is a transcript of the gene ISCA2, whose product is annotated as iron-sulfur cluster assembly 2. The record is from RefSeq and is a predicted model, not a curated record. NCBI's taxonomy places the organism in Eukaryota, Metazoa, Chordata, Aves, Galliformes, Phasianidae. Gene Ontology annotation, molecular function: 2 iron, 2 sulfur cluster binding; 4 iron, 4 sulfur cluster binding; iron ion binding. Gene Ontology annotation, cellular component: mitochondrion. Gene Ontology annotation, biological process: iron-sulfur cluster assembly.
CAUGGCGGCUGCCGCCGGAAAUGGCGGAAGGGACGGGGCGGGGCCUCUGAGGCAGGAGCGGGAGGCAAGAUGGCGGCGCUGAGGCGCUGUGUGUGGUUGGCGUGGGCCAGUCGGGUCAGCAGUUGGUGUUACGCUCCGUCGCGCCGAGGACAAGCGCCGCUCGGUCCCCCAGCCUGCGCUCUGGGCCGCUCGCUGCGAUGGGCGUCGUCCUCCUCCCAGCCGGGCCCGACGGAGAGCGAUUGUAGUGAGGGACAGGUCUACCUCAGCGAGAGCUGCGUCAAGAGGCUGCUGGAGAUUGCAGAAGGAUCAGAGUUUCUCAGGCUGCAGGUGGAAGGAGGUGGUUGCUCUGGGUUCCAGUACAAGUUUUCUUUGGACACAGUUAUCAAUCCCGAUGACAGGGUGUUUGAACAAGGUGGUGCCCGUGUAGUUGUGGAUGUGGACAGCCUGGCCUUUGUGAAAGGUUCCAUGGUAGACUUCAGCCAGGAGCUGAUUCGCAGCUCAUUCCAGGUGGUGAGCAAUCCCCAGGCAGAGAAGGGAUGCUCCUGUGGGACUUCUUUCUCUGUCAAAUUCUGACUGGACUUCUUGUGGAUGGAUGCAGUCUGCAGAUGGUUCCUGGCAGCCUCCAGAGGGUUUUCUUUGAUCUUUUCUCAGCCAAUCCUUCUCAUCUUUCUAACCCUGUAAUACAGCAGAUACAGAUGACACCAGCUGUAUGUGUCUGAACUGAGCCUGUUUCCAAGACAUUUUGGUCUUCCUCUCAGAAAUAUGAAGUAACCAUAAUCACACAAACAGAGGCAUCUUCAGUACUGUGUGAACCACCUGCUCAGUGGUUCAGACUCACCUGCCUUCUUCAGAAUACGGAACCACUUGUCUCUACAAGAAAUGGCUGUAUAUAUAUACACAUGUUUAUUGAGAGUUCUCACUAAAAAAUAUAUGUAUUUGAGGUUGUUUGGUAUUACUCAUGCAUUUCUGGUGGGUAGAAUCUGGGUUCAUUCCAGCUAGGGCUGUUUACCCAUGUUUUUUUCAGCUGAGCUGGAUUUAUACCUGCCACUGUUGCUGGCUGUUCAACAUUCAGUGGUUUUGCUCAGAGUCCCUGGGAUGAAAGGUUUGACAUGUUCAAAGUAAAUGAAGCUCAAAAACUGAGAUAGCAAGAGUUAAUACCUAUUUGAUUUAUUUUUUUUAUUUUUUGGGGGCGGGGAAGUGGUGUGUGUGUGUGUAUGUAUAUAAAUAAAAUACAUAGCCUUCCAUCCCC